Messenger RNA from Raphanus sativus (radish), 2279 nucleotides. Its product is annotated as ESCRT-related protein CHMP1B-like. NCBI's taxonomy places the organism in Eukaryota, Viridiplantae, Streptophyta, Magnoliopsida, Brassicales, Brassicaceae. The coding region runs from base 1734 to 2279 and encodes 181 amino acids. Gene Ontology annotation, cellular component: ESCRT III complex; multivesicular body. Gene Ontology annotation, biological process: endosome transport via multivesicular body sorting pathway; protein transport; late endosome to vacuole transport. The record is from RefSeq and is a predicted model, not a curated record. The transcript is spliced from 2 exons.
UAUCGUAAUUAUAGAGAAUCAUGAAGAUAUAAAACAUAAAUGUGAAUAUCAUUAUUGAGAUAUGUAUAUAUUUAGUUAAGGAAACUAGGUUUAAUGUUUAUAUUCUUAUCUUCCUAUAUAAGUUGUACAUGUAUAAGCUUUAUGAUCAUGAGAGUAAAUAUAAUUAUUCCCAUCUAUCUCUCAUCAUAUUAUUUACAUGGUAUCAGAGCCCGAUCCACGCAGUCCAACCCGAUCCACAUCGGUCUGGCCCAAAGUUGGCCCAUCGAUCUUUGCCCGAGCAUUCCGAGACUGACGCUCAAAGAGCCAUCAUCUCGAGGGGGCGUAUUAGACACAUAGUUGUCCCACAUCGGUAGUUGGAAGGGAUCCUUAGUAGUAUAUAAAGUGGAUGAGCCUCUCCACUAAUCACCAAUUGGUUUUAAGUGUGAAGCCCAUCUAGCUUUACAUGGUAUCAGAGCCACAAUGAUCUAACGAUCUGUUCCGUUCCUGUUUUUUAUUUUAUUUCCUUCAAGCCACAAAGCUUCUUUAUUUUUCGAUUUCAAGCCAUUGAGCUUCUUUUUACUAUAUUUUCUGUUAAGUUAUAUGCUUCCACCAUUCAUGUUCAUGUGAACCUCUGAAUCUAAGCCAUUGAGCUUCUUAUUAUUCAUGUCUCCAAAGACUUCGAUCUAUUUAUUCUUUCUGAAAAAAAAAACAUUUUCUUUGUUCUAUAUUUUUUAGGUAUUAAAAAAAACAUUAAAAAAAAAAGAAAAGUUUUGUUACCAUGCCAAAGCUUCCUACCAUCAUUCAAGCUCAUCAAACGAGCCUCUGAAUCUAUGAAUCUAUAAGCCUUCAAGCUUCUGUUUUGUUUCCUGUUUCCAAGCCAAGGUGCUUCCUCUCCAACCAUCUCACGUUGACGAGGCUUCCAAUGUCAAAAAAAAAAAAACCCAAAUCUUAUGUCCUCCAGUCUCUGGCUACCACAGUUACUGGAUCCGCUGCGUUCACAAACACAGAUCAUUGGAUCUCCGCCUCUCUCUAUCCCCAUCCUGAGAUCUCUUUGAUCGCCACCAACAAAAAAAAAGCAUCAAGCUCAUAGCCACCAUUGCGCUCUCCGUCAUGUCUUGAUCUAUUAUCGUUCAAUCUCAAGCCUAGCUUCAGUUGUCACUUUAUCACCGCCUUGAGUUUGAGGGGGCGUAUAGAGAAUCAUGAAGAUAUAAAACAUAAAUGUGAAUAUCAUUAUUGAGAUAUGUAUAUAUUUAGUUAAGGAAACUAGGUUUAAUGUUUAUAUUCUUAUCUUCCUAUAUAAGUUGUACAUGUAUAAGCUUUAUGAUCAUGAGAGUAAAUAUAAUUAUUUCCAUCUAUCUCUCAUCAUAUUAUUUACAGUAAUUAGGACAAAAUUUAAGGGUUUUUUUUGUUUUGUUUAGAUAUGAUACAAGUCUGUUCCUUGUUAUCUAUCAUAGACAGUUUUCGUGUUCUAUAAGUUUUGUGUAAUUGUGUUGGAAUUGUAAACCUUGUGCUGAAUUCUUCAGACGAUUCACUGAUACCAACAUACAAACUAGCCCUGCAAACUUUAAAGGGAAGAUAGAGAGUGACUCAGCCUGUGACAGAGUAGAGCUUGCAUUGUAAUCUCUAUCUCCUUCGUUUCUUUCAUUGUUGCUCACCCUUCUUAUUUGUUCCUUCUGACGUAUACAUCAAUCACGCAUUAGUUUUUCCUGAUUGCUUGCGUGUACGAUGCAAGCAUAAUAGCUGUCUGUGUUUGCAUGUCUAUGAUUGUAGCAGCGGCACCAUACGUGUUGAAAUACAACACAUCACUUUUUCGACAACAUCCUGGAAAUCUACAGAAGAUGUCAGAGAUUAUAUAUUCAUUUGAGAAGCAGUUUGUGAACAUGGAGGUCCAAGCUGAGUUCAUGGAGAACGCCAUGGCUGGUUCUACAUCAUUGUCCACUCCUGAAGGCGAAGUCAACAGCCUCAUGCAGCAGGUUGCAGAUGACUAUGGUCUUGAAAUCUAUGUUGGAUUACCUCAGCCUGCUGGUCAUGCCAUCCCUACUGCGACAGAGGAGAAAGUCGAUGAGGAUGAUUUGUCCAGGAGGCUUGCAGAGCUCAAGGCAGAGGAUGAAUUAGAGAACCAACAACCAUAUGCUUUGGACUAUCUGCCAUCUAGGACGAGGUCCUUGUGGGAACGUUACACCUAUUAUCUGCUAAUACUGGCGCAUUUGUGUAUGUUGCUCACUUUGAGAUAUGCUUUGUUUAUAACUACUUUAUAUAAAGACCUUGUGUGUUCAGCUUUUACCUUUGCAACAAUAUGA